This is a messenger RNA of Solanum lycopersicum (tomato), 1214 nucleotides long. RefSeq lists its product as uncharacterized. The record is from RefSeq and is a predicted model, not a curated record. Lineage: Eukaryota; Viridiplantae; Streptophyta; Magnoliopsida; Solanales; Solanaceae.
AUAUUUCCUUUUAGUUCCAUCAAAGAAAACUAGACACUGAAGAGAGUUCAAAAAUCUUUUAGAAGAGAAAAAGAUGAGCGGCGUAAGGAAAGGGCCGCCGAAGCAUCAGAACAAAGUCGCCUGGAAACCUAACGCCGGUAUCAAAAUCAAUGAAACGGAAGUGGGUGGAAAAUUUAGGCCUCUCUCAGAAAUAACAGGAGUAUGUCUUCGUUGUAGAGAUCAAAUUGAUUGGAAGCGCAAGUAUGGAAAAUACAAAGCCAUUACUGAACCUGCUAAGUGUCAGAAGUGUUCGAAAAGAAACGUGCGUCAAGCUUACCACAAUCUCUGCAAUGGCUGUGCAAAGGAGCAUAAAGUAUGUGCCAAGUGUUCAUGUCGUGUUGGUCAAGUGGUUGGAAGAGAUGUUUCAGAAGUAGAGGCUGAGAAAAAAGCUCUUGAGGAGGCUAUCAAGAAUGCUCGAGAACGGGAUAGGCGGUCACUUCUACGAGCUGAUGUUUCUGAGAUUCUUAGCGUGCAUCUUAUGUCUAUGCAACAGAUGAACAAAGGGAAGUCACAGAGUUCAGAGAAAAACCUAAGUCAAGAUGACAUGAAAGUUGGUGAACUGAAUACAGCAUCAUCACUUGAGGAAUAUGCUAAGGUAAACCGUGAUGAUGACGAAGAUGGUGAACUGAAUACAGCAUCAUCACUUGAGGAAUAUGCCAAGGUAAACCGCGAUGAUGACGAAGAUGAUGAUGAUGAAGAAGAUGAAGGUCAAGUUAUUUGAGAUGCACAAUUUGGAGAAUAACCAUAUGGCCCUUUAUAGAUCUCCCUUCAUGGUCCAUAGUUUGAUGCACACUAGCUCAUUUGUAUUGGCAGCUUUGGAGAAAAGUAAUUUAUUGGGCAAAAUUGAUACAGGCUGUUUGGUUUGCCUCCCCUUCUACAGUAAAGGACUAAGAGUGAGAUCAACACACUAUUCCAUUCCUUUUCCAUUUCAUAUUUUCCUAGCUAGUGAAGAGUUCUGAGAGUGUAAUAUAGAGUAAGAUAGAUUCUUAAGCCAUUUUUUAAUGUAAUUCAGCUAAAAAGACAGCCUGCUAGUUGCUUCAUAAUGUGAUGUAGGAGCAUUGAUGUUUUGUUGGUCAAUUUACUCAAAUAGUAACUGGUCUUUGGUUUUUUGGAACUUUAUGGCCCAUCAAAUUAUCUCAAGAAUAAAUUGGCUGGCUGGGCGUUUGCAACUCCAA